ACGCCGACGAAUGGGUUGCGCGAUAUGUGAACUUUCUGGUCAGUUGUACGCAAGCAAGCAGGAAAAUAAAAUAGACGAGGGUUGUUAUUCGAGAUAGGUAGUUUUCCACAAAGGGUGCGAUCCGCCAGCUUUUACUUCAUAUCCGAGUCGUCGAUAAUGUUUCGUUUCGGAAUAUGCAAUGGUUGUUUUUUACAUUCGCUUUCGUCCUCCUCUCGCGUUUACCAACUUUUCCAUUCAUAAUGUUAAGAUCAAAUAAUCCACAUUCAAUCACGAAACGUCUCCGAUAAUGAAUUUCUCUUCGUUCGCCACACCAUUCUCCGUAUCAACAGCUGUGAAUCAGUUCUCUUUGAAAUUCAACGCAGGUUCGGAAACAUCGUCCAACGGAGCGGAAAGUUUACUCGGCGCUAAUUUAAACGUAGACGAUGCGAAUACUCUGUUGAAGAAUGCCGAAUCGAUGGCCAUAGCUGUGAGUCGAUAUCAGAACUCGACAACGCCUCGAUUCAACAGCCAAGCCCAGCAAAACAUGCUGACUAAAUAUUACCGAGACAGCGGCGUACAAAUUGUCGACGAGAUCCCGAACAACAUGCUUUCAACGUCUCUAAUAUCAGCCAAAUUACGUAACACGAACGAUAGUCUGGGCGGAAUAAAUUACGAAAGCUUGAGGAAUAAUUUACAGCAGCAAUUGACCAGGCAUGACUUCGCCGUAUCCAAACGAACGCUGCAAAAUAACUGCAUUCGAAUACAAAACAUGUGCAACGUGAUUAAAAAAGAAGAUAAAGAAGACAGCCCUUCUUCGGUCUGUUUACCAAACCAACAGUCAGCUUCUGCAAAUCUUUCUGUGGCCAGUUGGCAAAGUAUAGCUGCGGUAGCUGCGGCUGCUGCAGCUGCACCUACUUCUGCAUCGGUCGCAGAUUACCUAUCGGCUCAUUUACCCACUUCCUCUAUACCUUUAUCAUUACAUAGUAUUUUCAAAUACUCUAGCGAAAAUGUCAAGAAGGAGGUAGACGUGUUGGAUAGCAUUGUAAACGCAGCAGCUGCUCAGAAUCAAUUUCAAAAUGGUUCCUUGUUCAACGCCGCUGCCAGUCAAACGAUGAACGCUACCAAGAAAAAGAAACGUAAGAAAUCGCCGAAGGAGAAAAAACCCAAACCUAAACCGGGUGAAAUACGAAUGACAACGGCCUUAGAUGGAUCAGCUCUGUACUGUUGUCCCGAAUGCCAUAUGGCGUAUCCUGAUAAAACGCUUCUGGAACAACACCUCUUGGGCCAUACCAUCGAGAGGAGAUUCUUCUGCGAUAUCUGCGGCGCUGGUCUCAAACGAAAGGAUCAUCUGACUCGUCAUAAACAGAGCCAUAAUCCGGACCGUCCUCACGCUUGCUCGGUUUGUACGAAAGCUUUCAAAAGAAAAGAACAAUUGGCAUUACAUUACGUCAUUCAUUCGGGUGAAAAGAGACACGUGUGUCCGGAAUGUGGUAAGGGGUUUUAUCGCAAAGAUCACCUACGUAAGCAUACAAGAAGUCAUAUAGCACGUCGAGUGAAAGCCGAGUUAUCCCAAUAUGUUCCUAGUGCCGUUGGUAGCAGCUCUAGUAGUACUCAGACAUCCUGAGGUAUAUUCUCUGGGAACGCUCAUCAUGUUCCCAUUAAUAGAGCUUCGACGACUCUUCCUUCUGAUUUAAUGGCCUUUGUAUCGGCCGUUAAAGACGCUUUCUAGAAUUAUAUAAAUUACCUAGUCGGUGUAAUGUAUCAUACAUUUUUAAAUUAUCUAUGUAUAAUUUAAGUUUUUUUUUUUUUUUUCGUUUGUUAUUCUAUUUCAUUAAAAUGUAUGUAAUUCAGUUCCUACAAUGUAACUUUGAAUUUGAGGGGUUUGGUAACUUGGCAGGGCUUAUUAUUACUAUUAUUAUUUUAUCUAUUUUUAACUAGGUACCUAUACCAUUUGAAUUACCAACAUUGGUAUUUUAUCAGCAUCUGAAAAGUUAUUGAAGGGGCCAAUUGGUUUUAUAAAUUGUUAAAAGUGAGUCUGUCAAAAAUAUUGAAUUGAAAAAUUUCAUGUGUGCCGUAAUGUUGAAAAUGCUAAGUUACCAGUUCAAAUGAUUUUUCAUUCUCAAUUUUGUACUUGUAUACCUAUUAUAAUGACUAACAUUGACUUUUUAAAAAUUAUAUACCUAUGAAUUGUUGAAAAUAAAAUUUACGCCAUUAAAAUA
This is a messenger RNA of Planococcus citri (citrus mealybug), 2198 nucleotides long. RefSeq names its product zinc finger protein with KRAB and SCAN domains 1-like. The transcript has 2 exons. Gene Ontology annotation, molecular function: DNA-binding transcription factor activity, RNA polymerase II-specific; RNA polymerase II cis-regulatory region sequence-specific DNA binding. Gene Ontology annotation, biological process: regulation of transcription by RNA polymerase II. Lineage: Eukaryota; Metazoa; Arthropoda; Insecta; Hemiptera; Pseudococcidae. The record is from RefSeq and is a predicted model, not a curated record. The coding region runs from base 287 to 1603 and encodes 438 amino acids.